AUGGGCCUCGCUACGGCGAAGUUGCUCCUAGAAAUGGGCAACGACGUCGUCUCUGGUGACAUGAACGGCUCUCCUGUCAAUCAUGCUAAUCUUACCUUCCUCGAAACAGACGUGACAAUUUGGGAUCAACUCAAGACUUCUUCAAGAAAGCCACAGACAAACACGGCCGUAUUGAUCAUGUAUUUCCAACGCUAGGAUAUCAGGCGAAGCGGAUUACCUGCAAGAUAAUUACGACGAGAAUGGUGGGCUCCUUGAGCCAACGAGAUUGGUAUACGAUAUUAAUCUAAGAGGAAUGAUCAAUACCGCCCAUCUUGGACUACUAUAUGCAAAAGCAAGAUCCACCUGGAGGAAGCAUUGUCUGCACCGCUUCAGCAUCCUCCUUUCAACGCUUCGGGGUGACAGGUUAUACCACCGCAAAACGCGGCGUCUUCGGCUGGAUGCGUGGUAUGGUUGCUAACCUUCAAGAGCAUAAGGUCCCGAUCCGCAUCAACUGUAUUGGGCUUUCAUGGACGGUAACGGGACUUGUACCGAAAGAAAAAUGCGAUGAAGCUGAUCUGGAAACACAGACUGCAGAGGUUGUUGCCGAACUGGUGGCGUAUUUGAUUGCCGACGAGACGAGGCACGGGCAAUUUGUAUUCAGUGCUAGCGAAAGACUUUAUGAGAUGGAGGAGAGUCGAUUGCUGCCGGCUGUGAAGGACGGUCGAUUGAUGCCGGCUGCGAAGGAGAUUAGCGGUGGAGGUAGAAAUACGGAAGAGGAGGCGUAUGAGCGAUUGAGGCAGGUUACUACAUGUAGUGAACUCGGACAGCCGGGGAAGGCGCAAGACGCUGGUGCUGCUGCUUUCGUCAUGAUUCAAGCCUUUGGUGCUAGGACUUUACUCAGUACAUAUCUCGCCUGA
Messenger RNA from Lecanosticta acicola, 896 nucleotides. Lineage: Eukaryota; Fungi; Ascomycota; Dothideomycetes; Mycosphaerellales; Mycosphaerellaceae. The record is from the annotation of a GenBank genome assembly.